This is a messenger RNA of Helianthus annuus (common sunflower), 1121 nucleotides long. RefSeq names its product glucose-induced degradation protein 8 homolog. The transcript is spliced from 7 exons. Lineage: Eukaryota; Viridiplantae; Streptophyta; Magnoliopsida; Asterales; Asteraceae. Gene Ontology annotation, biological process: cytoskeleton organization; cell surface receptor signaling pathway. The record is from RefSeq and is a predicted model, not a curated record. Bases 230 to 904 code for a protein of 224 amino acids. Gene Ontology annotation, molecular function: protein binding. Gene Ontology annotation, cellular component: cytoplasm.
GAACACAAAAUAUUUGUACUCUCAUUUUGUUUUUUUUUUUUUUUUUCCCCUUUUCUGCGGUUAGUAAACUUUUGAACACAAGGUUAGGUGAAGUUAACAUACGUUAAAGCCUUAGAAACGGAAUACAAGAUUUUCCGGAGACUCAAUUUUGAUUCAUUAAAAAGUUGUGAUUUCCCCAAAAUAUCAAUCCCCCUAUUGUUGCAAUAUCGAUAAAUAUUCAGCAAUUGCCAUGAAAGAGGAAGAAAUCGGUUCAACAAUGGAUGUGGAUCCGAAACAAUACGAACAAAUCAUAAUCAAUGGCAAAGAUAGCCACAAUAUCAUCUUGUCAUAUCUCAUACAUGGCUGCUUUAAAGACACUGUGGAAUCACUUGUUGCUUCUACUGGAUUAAAAGUAUCUGCCGCUCAGUUGGAGGACAUGGAGAAAAGAAAACGAAUUUUACACUCUGCAUUAAACGGCAACGUGUUAGGGGCGAUUCAACUGACAGAAGAGGUGUCUCCUGACCUACUUGAAAAAGACAAGGGCCUGCUUUUCGAUCUUCUAAGCCUUCGUUUUGUUGAACUUAUUUCCUCAAAGAAAUGCACAGAAGCUCUUGAAUUUGCUCAAGCGAAGUUGACCCCUUUCGGUAAAAUGCAAGACUAUGUUGAAAAGCUCGAAGAUUUUAUGGCCUUACUAGCUUACGAGGAACCUGAAAAAUCACCUGUGUUUCAUCUACUUAGCUUGGAUUAUCGGCAACAUGUUGCGGACAAAUUGAACAGAGCAAUUUUGGCACAUGCAUGCAUGCCAAGUUAUUCCGAACUAGAAAGGAUCAUACAACAGGCAACUGUUGUUAGACAAUGCUUGAGUGGAGAUCUCGGAAAGGAUGUAGUGUCACCCUUUUCUUUAAAGGAUUUUUUGAAGAGCUAGAUCUGCUACGCAACACAAAAAGAUUCCCUUCAGUUUGAUUUUUCCAACACGCCACGGGUUUGGUAUGUUGUAGCUGUAUUUACAUGGUUUUAUGUUUGGUUGAGGUUUCAUCCUGUAAUCACCCGGCCCAACUCAUGGCUCGUUUCCUGUAUAAAACUGUUGUAAUUUUCAACUUGUCAAGGUGGAAGAAUACCCAAAGUACUUGAAAUUCUUAGCA